This is a messenger RNA of Tetrahymena thermophila SB210, 813 nucleotides long. Its product is annotated as cyclic nucleotide-binding domain protein. The transcript is spliced from 10 exons. Lineage: Eukaryota; Ciliophora; Oligohymenophorea; Hymenostomatida; Tetrahymenidae. Gene Ontology annotation, molecular function: protein binding. Gene Ontology annotation, biological process: positive regulation of MHC class I biosynthetic process; inflammatory response; positive regulation of transcription by RNA polymerase II. The record is from RefSeq and is a predicted model, not a curated record.
AUGUAAUAGAAAAAAUAUUUCAGUAAUGUAGAUUCAUUUUUAAACUCUUCACUUUAAUUUCAUUAGUUUCUCCAUAUUGCUCUGAGUUUAAAUUAAAUUGGCGAUGAAGAUAUUUCAGGCUUAGGUUCUGCAUUAGCAAAUUGCACUAACCUCUCAAAUUUGACUCUUGAUCUAGCUGAUAAUUUAAUUGGAGAUGUAGGUGUAUCAGUCUUAGGCUCUGCUUUAACAAAUUGUACUAACCUCUCAAAUCUGACACUCAAUCUUGGUUACAAUAAAAUUGGUGCAAUUGGCGUAUCAGGAUUAGGCUCUGCUUUAGCAAAUUGCACUAAUAUCUCAAAUUUGACACUUGAUCUUUGUGGAAAUAAAAUUGGUGAUGAAAGUACAUCAGUCUUAGAUUUUACUUUAGUAAAUUGCAUUUAUCUCUCUAAUUUAACACUUUUUAUUAGUAGUAAUAAAAUUGGUUCAAUUAAUGCUUAAAGCUUUGGUUCUGCUUUAGUUAAUUAUGCUUAUCUCUCAAAUUUGACACUUGAUCUUAGUUAUAAUUAAAUUGGUGAUGCUGGUGCAUCAAGCUUAAGUUCUGCUUUAGCAAAUUGCACUAAUCUCUCAAAUUUAACACUGGAUCUAAGUUUGAAUAAAAUUGGCUCAAUAGGUGUAUAAGACUUAGGUUUUGCUUUAGCAAAUUGCCCUAAUCUCUCAAAUUUGGCACUUUAUCUUUUUGGAAAUGAAAUGAAUGGAUCAUAAUAAUUGAAAGUUGAAAACAAGUGUCUUAAAUCAAAAAGAUUAGUAGCCUUUUAAAUAUAUUUCGAAUUGUGA